Dicentrarchus labrax (European seabass) is the source of this 3480-nucleotide messenger RNA. RefSeq names its product upstream stimulatory factor 2. Gene Ontology annotation, molecular function: protein dimerization activity; DNA-binding transcription factor activity, RNA polymerase II-specific; RNA polymerase II cis-regulatory region sequence-specific DNA binding. The transcript has 11 exons. The coding region runs from base 350 to 1336 and encodes 328 amino acids. Lineage: Eukaryota; Metazoa; Chordata; Actinopteri; Moronidae. The record is from RefSeq and is a predicted model, not a curated record. Gene Ontology annotation, biological process: regulation of transcription by RNA polymerase II.
CUUUUUGUCCUUCCCACUCUCCCUCUCUCUCCCUUUCUCUCUCUCUCUGUCUUUAUGCAACCAACAUAUAGGAUUGUGAGUACUUUGUUCACAGGCGGUAGAAAAUAGAUUCAGCUUUGAACGUGUCGUGGUCCCCACUGAGCUGCAAAUCCUCCGGCGCCACAGCUGAUGGAAGCGGAGUCACCUCGGAUCACCCAGCGGCGGCAGCGGCCUCCAUUUUAACUCCGACGCCGAGCCAUACCUCACGUGUCCUGGGCUGUCUCUCUCACAUGACCCGAGUGUUUGUUCCCGUGAUCAGCACUUCCAUCUCCGUCUGUGACACCGAAUAUCACUUUUUAUACUAACACUGAUGGAUAUGCUCGAACAGAGUUUGGACACCGCAAGCCAAGAAAAGCAAGAAGAAGAGGUUGUCCAGACAUCUGAAGCUGGCUUUUCUGUCCUCUUUUCCCCUUCAGACGGAACAGGAGAAGAGCAGACAGCUGUUACUAUAGCCAGUGUUCAGCAGGCUGCAGCAUUUGGUGACCAUAACAUACAAUAUCAGUUUCGCACUGAGGGUGGUCAGGUGACGUAUCGUGUUGUUCAGGUGACUGACCAGAACCUUGACGGGAGAGAUGAUGGGGGAGGAGCAGUGAGUGUCGUCUCUACAGCCGCCUUCGCUGGGGCUCCUCAAGCUGUGGCUCAGGCUGUGAUCCAAAACCCUUUCAGUAAUGGAGGAAGCCCAGCAGGAGAGGCGGUGGGAGGGGAGACGCGCUUCGCUUACUUCCCCGCAACCGCGGUGAGCGACGGAACUGUGUCUGUGCAGGCUGCCACGGACCCCACACUCACACAGGCGGGGGGUCAGUUUUAUGUGAUGAUGACCCCCCCUGAUGUAAUUCAGACAGGCACGCCACGAACCAUUGCACCCCGCACACAGCCCUACCCCGCAGAUGAAAACGAGCUGCUGCAGCAUGAAGGUUUAAACUGGAAAAUGGAUGGACCGAGAACACCAAGAGAUGAAAGGAGAAGAGCGCAACAUAAUGAAGUUGAGAGGCGGCGAAGAGACAAGAUCAACAACUGGAUUGUCACGCUUUCCAAGAUCAUCCCAGACUGCAGUAUGGACAGCACCAAGACUGGAGCAAGCAAAGGAGGCAUUCUGUCCAAAGCUUGUGACUACAUCCGUGAGCUGAGGCAGAGCAACCAGCGACUGCAGGAGAGUCUGAAGGAAGUGGAGAGGAUACAAGUGGACAAUGAGUUGUGCAGGCAGCAGAUUGAAGAGUUGAAGAAUGAGAAUGCUUUGCUCCGAGCGCAACUCCAGCAACACGGCAUCGAGAUGGUUGGAGAGACACCACCGCAGUGAAGCAGAGACACAAAAAAAAAACAAAAAAAAAACAGGGAGGGGCACUACCACCCAGACAUACAACUGACGCUGUGGAAGAGAUGGCGAGAAGAUCAAAAAAAGGACUUGUGAAGAUCACUUUCUUUUUUAGUGAAUGCAUCCUUCUCUGGGUUCCCAGGUUGCAAUCCCUUCACUGGCCAAUUGUGGCUGUACUUGACUGUUCCAAUCCUAUUGAGAUAACCACCUGUUACAACCCGGUAGAAAUGUGCUCCAAGAAAAUAUACCCACUCACCACCAUCAGAGUGCUUUGCUAGCACCAGCUUUGAAAGAGAACCUCUUCUGAACUCCUCCCUUGUUUUGUAUUUAUGUAGCCUCACUCAUGGACUAUGAUGUUUUUCAUUUAAUUUUGUUACCCGUCAGUGUAUUUUCCCCCAAAAUUAUUAAUUUUGACUUAGUUCAUGCUUUUAUUCUGUUUGUGUUUUUGAGUUCUGUAUUAAUAUGUUGUUUUUAGCUGCUUUAAUUUAUUAGUCUGCUUGCUGACACAAGCCUUGAUGGAGACCAGUUACAUUGAAGCUCAUGUACCCCAGAGAAGCAGAUUGAAUUUUAAGUGAGAAAACAUCAAAGUAUGCAAAACAUUAUGGUUCUACAGACAGAAAUAAUGUGACACACAUAGCUUACCUAGACCCAAAGAUGAACAAGGCACUGUGCUGGUCUAUGCUUCUGGGCUGAUUUAUGUAAAUAUGAAUUCUCAUGUUUUAAUACAGAUGUUACAGAAUGUUAGAGCAGAUUAUCUCUGGGAGUAAACAAUCAAUAACUCAUUAACUUCAUGCUGGCCCUUUGUCAUAAUGUGUGCUAUCCUGGAGCUUGAUUUGACAAAAGAGUGCUAUACUUGAAUUGUUGGGCAUUUGCUUAAACAGAAAAACAACUCAAAAGUCAACAAAAUAAUUAGUAGAGAACCAACUGUUCAAAUGCUAUUUAAUUACAAAUUGAAAUGUACAAGUGCAGAACUUGAACAACAAUUGACAAACCCAGUGCGCUGGAUUGUGGACUCGAGAGAAGAGUGGUGCAAAUUCCAACUUUUGCCAAACUAUAUAUAGGUACUGUGGGUUUUAUUUUCAUCUUUUGUUCAUGUGUAAUUUACCGGUGUCUCAAUACGUGUAAGAAUAAUCCCCACAUGUUUCAUUUCAAGCUGUUUGCUCUAUUUUGGUAUUGCAACACUUCAAAUAGAGCUCAACGCACAAGGGGGGGAGGCACCCUGGAGAGCAGUACUCAAAGACUCUCUGCUCACUAUGGAAAAGGAGUACACAGAAAUUCUGUGUUGCGCUUCUUAGUUGAGCACAACUCGUUCUCCAUGAAAAGACGGAAUAGUUGGAAAGUGGGAAACUUGGAAAUGAUCUCGCAUAUUUCUCCACCCACUCAGGCGAACAAUAAGUAAACUGUAAUUGGUUGUACAAACAGCAAAAGCCAAUAUUAACAUUGUUGAUGAUUUUGUGAAUGAAUAUACAUGAUGUAUUUUUGUUCUGCUUUGGGCGAUGUGAGUGAAAGUGGAAGAGAGAUAUCAAGCUUCGGAGCCACUUAUUAGAGCAUGAUUGCUUCUCCCUGUGUCAACAGCUCAGGAUCCAGCAAAGCAAAACCAACAUUCAGACCCCUGGCAAAAUCAGGCAGACUAUCACAUUUUAAUAUCUCAAACUGUGCAAGUUAACAGCUUGUGCUUUGGAAGUGCUGUUCUGCUACUACUGCUAGAUUCAAACCUGAUAGUGCAAGUGUCUGAUCUAUCAAACGAGGCUCCUAGCCAAAGUUGAAUGAUAGAUGUUUUGCAGUAGAAUUUUUUUUACACCUCAGUGAGAGGAGAGCAGAAAAUGUGAAUGUGAAGACAUGAAUAAUGCUUUGGAAGAUGGAUGUUCACAAAUGAAAGGUCACUUGUGGCUAAUUCUUUUUUUUUUUCUUCUUGAGUUUCUUUUUUGAAAUGGCAACAGAAAGGGGGGAAAAAAGACAGAUUUUCUCUCUGUAGCAGCCUCACUGUUCUCAGGUUAGAUUGUAAGACAUCUUUUCUAAGUAAAAUGGUGAAAAAUAAAACUUUCACUAGCUAAUAACCUUUAUGGACUUUUCAUUGUGGGUCAUUGUCCUUCUGCAGAUCCUGGACAUAAACAAAAAUCUGUACUUCA